Molecule: messenger RNA, 324 nt
Organism: Microsporum canis CBS 113480
Lineage: Eukaryota; Fungi; Ascomycota; Eurotiomycetes; Onygenales; Arthrodermataceae
Exons: 2
Coding region: 1-324 (107 amino acids)
Source: RefSeq, a predicted model, not a curated record
AUGACUCUCGGGGCGUGGACCAGCUUUCUCCGAUUUUUCUAUACUAUGAUGCACAUGCAUGCAUGGAAUGCGUGGCUACCAGGGUUCUUCGACCACGCGCAAUCAGGCUGCGUAUCAAUGUAUGAGAUUAUGCGUUCCAGUCAUGUCUACGAACAGAACAACAAGCCUUCUGAACCCCAGAUAUGGGAAAGCGUAGAUGCAACCUCACCCCCCUCCGUGUCUACGGGAAUGCCACGUUCAGCCAGUCAAAUCCCAGAAACAAUAAGGCCCCCAAGCUCAAGAAAAGAUGAAACAUUCUCCAACCCCCUCUCUCGCAUGUCCUAG